AAUGCUUAUUUUUUUUGGCACUAUAAAAACGAUUAGUCCGUCGAGUAACGGAAUAUGCUGAGCUGAUCGGUGCCGGUUUCAUUAUUAGGAAAUCCAAAAUGGCAGCAAAAGGAAGAAGUGGACUUGAUAAAAAUAAUAAAUACGACCGACAGCUUAGAUUGUGGGGUGACCAUGGACAAACGUUACUGGAACAAGCUCGUGUUUGCUUGGUGAAUGUCACGGCAACUGGAACUGAAAUCAUCAAAAACCUAAUUCUUCCAGGUAUAGGAUCAUUUACAAUAGUUGAUGGAAAUAAAGUGAAAGGAGAAGAUGUUGGAAAUAAUUUUUUCUUGUCACAAGAAAGCAUUGGAGAGUCUAGAGCCAAAAUUGCUACAGAGCUUCUGAAUGAAUUGAAUGAGGAUGUCAGUGGAGAUUAUGAGGAUGAGUUUCCAGAAACUUUACUUCAAAAUAAUCCAGACUUCUUCAAGAAAUUCACAAUUGUUGUUGCAACUGGUCUUUCAGAAAGGACACUUCUACAGUUAGCAGAUGUUUUAUGGCAACAGUCUGUUCCCCUACUUGUGUGUCGUUCCUAUGGCUUUAUUGGACACGUGCGACUUGUUAUCAAAGAGCACACGGUGAUAGAGUCACACCCUGACAAUGCCCAUGAAGACCUCCGACUUGAUCGACCUUUCCCUGCCCUUAUCAAAUACUGUGAUAGUCUUCAUUUGGAGACCAUGGACAAAAAAGAUCAUUCACACACCCCGUGGUUAGUUCUAAUCUAUAAAUAUCUCCAGGAGUGGAAAAACCAGCAUGAUGGUUUACCACCACAGAACUAUAAAGAGAAAAACCAGUUAAAGCAAAUGAUAAGGGAAGGCACGAGGAAAAAUGCAGAUGGUGUCCCAGAAGACGAGGAAAACUUUGAUGAAGCAGUAAAAAGUGUCAACAUGGCUUUGGUUCCAACAAAAAUUCCUAGUGUAGUGGAAAAAUUAUUUAAUGAUCCAAGUGCAAUGAAUCUUACUUCAGAGAGCAAACCAUUUUGGAUUUUACUAAGAGCUGUGAGGGAGUUUGUUGAAAAUGAAGGAAAGGGUGCUCUGCCAUUACGAGGAAGUAUUCCAGACAUGACAUCAGAUUCUGAAAGAUAUAUCCAACUUCAAAAUGCGUAUGUUGAACAGGCUAAUAAAGAUGUUGCUGUUAUAACGGACAAAGUUAACAUGUUAACAUCCAGUCUAGCUAAGGAGAUAAAGCAGAGGGACAUAGGGCCUGAGUUUAUUCAUGGUGUUUCUAUAACAGACCAGGAAAUCAAAUUAUUUUGUAAAAAUGCUGCCUUUGUUCAAGUUUUGAGGUGUAGAAGUUUAGCACAGGAAUAUAAUAGUCAAACAGCCAACACACAAGAUAUAGGUUCCCACCUGGAGGAUGAAGACGAGGAGAGCGAGUUGAUAUAUUACGUGCUGUUGAGGGGAGUGGACAGAUUUUAUGAGGAAUACAAUAGAUACCCGGGGGGAGACAAUGACCAGGUGGAACCUGACGUUCAACUCCUCAAGGGAGUCAUUACCAAAUUAACUCACGAAUGGGGAUUAACAUCCACUGUGAAGGAGGACUACAUCCAUGAAAUAUGUCGCUAUGGAGCAUCAGAACUUCAUACAGUGGCGUCGGUCAUAGGCGGGUCUGCAGCUCAGGAAGUGAUCAAAAUUAUCACAGGACAGUUUAUUCCUAUAGACAAUACCUUUAUCUAUAACGCGGUGAAACAGACCUCAUUGACAAUCACACUAUAACUAUUGCACGCUCUAGUGACUGUGUAUGUCAGGUUCGUUUUUGUACGCUUUUUGUUUUACCUCAUUACAAUAGCAGAUAUAUGCUGCAGAGCUAGAGAUGUGUAUGUUGUCAUGCAAUGCGUGUGCUUUGAUAUUCAUGUAAUUGUUUAAAGAAAGAUACAUACAUUAAUAUCAAUAUUGGGAAAAUAUAAUUCAGUACCACGUACUUAAACAUUUACAUAAGAAGAAAAAUUUACCAGCCUUUAUUUGAAUUUGGACAUUAAGUUUAAAAUAUCUUUAUAUAAAAGUUGAUGUACAUUCAAUCCAGUUACAAAAUCGACAUGAUUCCAGUUUGGAAAUUCUUUUUGGUGGACAAUAUUCGGUAAAUUGUCUAGGAGAUACUGUACAUCAGUCCUGUCAGCUAAGAAGUCUUUGUCUCCGUAGUACAUGGCUGCUGGUACAUGCAUAUUUUGGGGGUUAUACUCUGGGGGUGUGGUCUGUAAUAGAAUGUUUCAUGUCAAUUUCAUAUAACACUGCUUCUACAUCCAGAUUUUGAUACCCUCUGGUAGUAAAUAUAGAUUGGAAACAAUGUUCUGCCAUUUGAACGUAAAGAAAUGUUAAUUCAGAUGAAUAGAUUUAACUUCUAGACUUUACGGAGUUUGUAUUCUCUUCUCACAUUUAGCCAUGAACACAAACUGGGAUAUACAUUUUAAUAUGAACUGAAACUUAAUGACCAUGGAGGGCUGUGCUCAUUUUCAAAUUCUUUGCAACAUAUUUCAAAAAUAUGUUAGUUUCCCUUUUUUAAAAAUCUUGAACAUCACAAAUUCAAAAGCCCUUUUCCUCAAUACAAUAUGAAAAUCAAUAAAAAAAAAAAAAAAAAGAAAGAUUUAUAGUCAAUAUAAGUGUUUGAAGUCUCAACAUUAGAAUUAUGCACAAAUGGGUGUGAACUUGAAAUUAACAGGAUCAUUUCUUUUUAAAGUGAACUUUUGAAAUAUGGCAUAACCCAUUACUGCUGUACUUGGAGCACCUGUUCAGAUAAUUUACUACAAAUAUUCAAUGAAUUACAUCACCUGAUUGUAAUGUUUAAGGUUUCCUUCUGGCCCAUAAUCAUAUUUCUGAAAUUUAUCAGCCUGGAUUUCCUUAAGGAAGAGAAAAAGGAAAAUUACUAUUGCUGUGAAUGACAUAUAGAUCUACAUGUACUUUUGUAUUUCAUGUUUACUUCUAAUUUGAAUGUUAAAGCUUUGAAAGUCAAAGAAA
Ostrea edulis (European flat oyster) is the source of this 2987-nucleotide messenger RNA. Its product is annotated as NEDD8-activating enzyme E1 regulatory subunit-like. Gene Ontology annotation, cellular component: cytoplasm; nucleus. Bases 99 to 1751 code for a protein of 550 amino acids. The transcript has 20 exons. The record is from RefSeq and is a predicted model, not a curated record. Lineage: Eukaryota; Metazoa; Mollusca; Bivalvia; Ostreida; Ostreidae. Gene Ontology annotation, biological process: protein ubiquitination; DNA damage response; protein neddylation. Gene Ontology annotation, molecular function: NEDD8 activating enzyme activity; ubiquitin activating enzyme activity.